Rhineura floridana is the source of this 3519-nucleotide messenger RNA. RefSeq names its product kinase suppressor of ras 2 (gene KSR2). Lineage: Eukaryota; Metazoa; Chordata; Lepidosauria; Squamata; Rhineuridae. Gene Ontology annotation, biological process: protein phosphorylation. The transcript is spliced from 18 exons. The record is from RefSeq and is a predicted model, not a curated record. Gene Ontology annotation, molecular function: ATP binding; protein kinase activity. The coding region runs from base 69 to 2537 and encodes 822 amino acids.
ACGCCAAGCUGGAGGGCUUUCCACAGCUCCUACACUGGUUCCGCAUUGUCAACAUCCGCAAGGAGGUCAUGGAGGAAAUAACUCCUGGCCAGUUGAGCCUGGAGGACCUUCUGGAAAUGACCGACGAGCAGGUCUGCGAGACGGUGGAGAAGUUUGGGGCCAACCGGGAGGAGUGUGCUCGGCUCAACGCCUCCCUCUCCUGCCUCAGGAGCGUCCAUAAAUCAGGUGGUAGUCUUUCCAAGCAAGAUUGGACCAUCCAGUGGCCAACGACAACUGAGACCGGCAAGGAGAAUAAUCCCGUGUGCCAAUCAGAAUCCAUGCAGUGGAUUCGAACUCACCUCUCUCUGAGCCCCAAAGCUCAGUCCAAAUGCAUCCAGCAUUUCUGCCACUCGGGCUUGACGCAUGGACCGGUCUAUACCCACAUGGACAGGCUGACGGUGGAAGGCUUUCCGGGGCUGUGCCCCCCACUGGAAUCCGGCCCCCGCUCCUUGCCCCCCUCCCCGCGACAGCGGCAUGCUGCCCACACUCCUCCACGAACCCCUAACAUCAUCACCACCAUGACUCCACCAGGCACACCACCAAUCAGGAGGAGGAACAAGGUGAAACCCCCAGGCACACCGCCCCCUUCCUCCCGGAAACUGAUCCACCUUUUCCCGGGCUUCACCACUUUGCAUCGCAGCAAGUCCCAUGAGUUCCAGCUGGGCAAUCGGGUGGACGAGGUUCACACACCCAAAGCAAAGAAAAAGAACAAGCCGCUGAACCUCAAGAUCCACAACAGCGUGGGGAGCUGUGAGAACAUCCCUGCCCAACGCUCUCCCCUCCUCUCUGAGCGGUCCCUGCGGUCUUUCUUUGUCGGACAUCCGCCUUUCCUUCCUUCCACCCCUCCCGUCCACACGGAUGGCACCUUCUCCACUAAUACUCUCUCAGUGCCUCGCUGGUCCCCACAAAUUCCUCGGCGGGAUCUUGGAAACUCAAUCAAACACAGAUUUUCCACCAAGUAUUGGAUGUCUCAGACAUGCACCGUCUGUGGAAAAGGGAUGUUAUUUGGACUGAAAUGUAAAAACUGCAAGCUAAAGUGCCACAACAAAUGUACCAAAGAGGCCCCACCGUGUCAUCUGCUGAUCAUCCACCGUGGAGCAAGGUUAGUCCGGACAGAAUCUGUGCCAUGUGAUAUUAACAACCCAUUGCGAAAGCCCCCCAGAUACGCAGACCUGCACGUCAGCCAGACCCUUCCCAAAACCAACAAAAUCAACAAGGAUCACAUUCCAGUGCCCUACCAGCCUGAUUCCAGCAGCAACCCCUCCUCGACGACAUCCUCGACGCCCUCCUCACCAGCUCCGCCUCUGCCCCCCAGCGCCACGCCGCCAUCUCCCUUGCACCCCUCCCCACAGUGCACGCGGCAACAGAAGCAAUUCAACUUGCCAGCUUCCCAUUACUACAAAUACAAGCAGCAAUUCAUCUUCCCAGAUGUUGUGCCCGAGACGCCUGCCCGAGCACCCCAGGUCAUCCUCCAUCCGGUGAAUUCUAACCCAAUCCUGGAAGGAAAUCCAUUGCUUCAAAUUGAAGUGGAGCCAACCUCCGAGAAUGAACAGGGAAAGGACGAGGAAUCAGAGGAUGAUUUCGAGGAGAUGAACCUCUCGCUCCUCUCUGCCCGCAACUUCCCCCGCAAGGCCAGCCAGACCAGCAUCUUCCUGCAGGAGUGGGACAUUCCCUUUGAGCAGCUGGAGAUUGGUGAGCUGAUUGGCAAUGGCCGCUUUGGACAGGUCUUUCACGGCCGCUGGCACGGCGAGGUGGCUAUCCGCCUGAUCGACAUUGAGCGGGACAAUGAGGACCAGCUGAAGGCCUUCAAGAGGGAAGUGAUGGCCUACAGGCAGACGCGGCAUGAGAACGUGGUGCUGUUCAUGGGGGCCUGCAUGAGCCCUCCCCACCUUGCGAUCAUCACCAGCUUGUGCAAAGGAAGGACCCUCUACUCGGUGGUGAGGGAUGCCAAAAUUGUUCUGGAUGUCAACAAAACGAGGCAGAUUGCUCAAGAGAUCGUCAAGGGAAUGGGCUAUCUCCACGCCAAGGGCAUUCUCCACAAAGACCUCAAGUCUAAAAAUGUUUUCUAUGAUAAUGGAAAGGUGGUGAUCACGGACUUCGGCCUCUUCAGCAUAUCAGGAGUUCUGCAAGCAGGCAGGAGAGAGAACAAGCUGCGAAUCCAGAAUGGCUGGUUGUGCCACUUAGCCCCGGAAAUCAUACGCCAGCUCUCGCCUGACACAGAAGAAGACAAGCUGCCUUUCUCCAAACAGUCGGAUGUCUUUGCACUUGGGACAUCCUUCUUUUUUGCUGGGCCUUUGAGCAGGAGGAACGGCCGACCUUCACCAAGCUCAUGGACAUGCUGGAGAAACUGCCAAAGCGGAACCGUCGGCUUUCCCACCCCGGCCACUUCUGGAAGUCAGCAGAGCUGUGAUGGAUGGUUCAGAGGGAUGGUGCCUUUCUUACACCUUUCUUCAUCUCCUCAACCUCCUGCUCCUCCUCUCAUCCUCCUUGCUCCGUGAGAAGGGCGGAGGGGUAAAGCAACACGUGGAAGCGCUCCCGAGACCAAGAGACACCCCCUCGCUCUGAUCCCUGGAAGGGACACGGUGCCCAGCUAGCCAGAGCAGCACCAUGCUCUGCUCCCAGGAGUCUUGAAGGAUCCCAUGUGUGGAUGAAGAUUGGGUUGGAAGUACACGCAGCAGAUGAUGCAUAGUCCCGAGGGGCCAGCAAGGAUCCUCUGCCUGCCCUUCAGGCGCAAACAACACUGGAAGGCCUGUGGGCAGCAGGCAGCCUCCAACACCCUCCCUGGUGGCCAGCUUCUUUUUUUAAAAAGCCGGGUCAACAAGGCGCUUCGUAAGAGAGUCAACUGUUUCUUAGCACCUUGUGAACAUCCUCUGAAGCUGACCUAGGAGGAAUGUGUGGGUGUAUGUAAUAUUUUGUUUUCAUUUUAUUCAAUUCUUCGGGAGGGAAACGCUGCUCCGUCUCCUGUUUUGUUCCAGCAAGUGGCAGAAGUGGGGUUUCCAGCACAGGGGUGGGUUUGGGUAUCUCUGAGAGCUUUCAAGAACUCCUAAAGCAGGGGUGGGGAACCUCAGCCCCAGCUUGAACGUGGCCCUCCAGGCUUCUCUAGCUGGCCCUCGGAACUCUGCCCAAGCCACCCCUCCCAGGCCACACCCCCCACUGGACCUGCUCUGCAACCUUAUUCAGUCAUUUCUACUGGGCUUGAAUGCAUCUUUGAACAGUGGUAAUAACUUUUGCUUUGCCUGGCUGGAAGAUAGAGAGUUGAGGGGGGGAUCUGGCCACACCACCACUGGUAUGCGCCCCCCGGAAGGUUGUCCCUGAGGGGAUGUGGCCCUCCGGCUGAAAAUGGUUCCCCAUCACUGUCCCGAAAGUGUUGUGCCGUCAGUGAUUAUGUAGUUCCUUCCUGCCAUGUGUGUGCUGCUCAUCCUUUCAGGGCCUAGUAUUUAUGGUUUCCACCCUUCUGUGUGAUCUUUGUUGCUCCUUCUC